CGUGAUAAAUAGUCCAGUCAUGUUAGCUGAAAUCGAAGGUGAAGAAGAGGUGAGUGCAGGCUCAGUCUUAGCUGUCACAGCUUCCCAGCUGUUGUAAAGCUACCUAUCAGGAAGGAGCAGUUGCCUAAAUCUUGCCUCAGGACUCGCAGCCUCAGGCCAGCAUCCCAUAUGUGGAUGUCAGGACGGAGAGAUCCAGCCCUGAGCUCCACUUACAUACGGUGUGAAUUCAGCUGAGGCUUGAGCUGUCAGGAAAGUCCCAGGAGUGUAAAUCUGAUUCGGAGCCCAGGAGCUCCUGCAACUCUGUGAACGCUGAUCCAUACUCCAGCUGCCCCAAGGUUUCCUUGCAGGAUGGCAGCUACCUGGUUCGCCAUCUUUCUAAUGCUGACCCUUUCCUCUAUCUACUGCAUUGUUUCCCAUCCCAGCCCGGAGAUGUGGUUUCAGGGUCUCUUUCCAUCUAGCGUGUGCCUUGCAAAUGCCCGUACCAACACCUUUUAUGGCAUCAUGUUUGAUGCAGGAAGUACCGGGACCCGAAUUCACAUUUACACCUUUGUGCAGAAAAACCCAGAGCAGCCUCCAGAGCUGGAUGGGGAGAUCUUUGAGUCAGUGAAGCCAGGUCUUUCUGCUUAUGUUGAUCAGCCUGAAAAGGGUGCAGAAACUGUGAAAGGAUUGUUGAAAAUGGCCAAAGAAGCUGUGCCACGUAGUCAUUGGAAGGAGACCCCAGUGGUGCUGAAAGCUACAGCUGGACUGAGGCUGCUGCCAGAGCCCAAAGCCCAGGCUCUGCUCUCAGAGGUGAGAGAGGUCUUUGAGGAGUCACCCUUUCUGGUUCCAAAUAACAGUGUUAGCAUCAUGGAUGGAUCUUCUGAAGGAGUUUUAGCCUGGAUCACUGUGAACUUUCUGACAGGGCAGCUGUAUGGCCAGAACCAGCAGACAGUUGGGACACUGGACCUGGGAGGAGCCUCAACCCAAAUCACGUUCCUGCCACGGUCUGAGGAAACCUUGGAGCAAACCCCUGUGGAUUUUGUCACCUCAUUUGAAAUGUUCAAUAGCACUUACAAGCUCUACACGCACAGCUAUUUGGGCUUUGGACUGAAAGCUGCCAGACUAGCAACACUUGGAGCCCUGGAAAUGAAAGCAGUGGAUGGACAAAUGUUCCGAAGUUCUUGUUUACCGAAGCGACUGGAGGCAGAGUGGCACUUCGGGGGAGUGAGAUAUCAAUAUGGUGGCAACAGAGAAGGGGAAACAGGAUUUGAGCCUUGCUAUUCAGAAGUGGUGAAGGUCGUACAAGGGAAAUUGCACCAGCCAGAUGAGAUUCGCAGACGCUCCUUCUAUGCCUUCUCCUAUUAUUAUGAUCGAGCUGUUGAUACCGACCUGAUAGAUUAUGAAAAGGGAGGAGUUCUAGAAGUGAGAGAUUUUGAACGGAAAGCUAAAGAAGUGUGUGAUAACAUGGACAGGUACACCUCCGCCAGCCCUUUCCUCUGUAUGGAUCUCAGUUACAUCACUGCCUUACUAAAAGAAGGCUUUGGAUUUGGGGAUAACACACUCUUACAGUUAACAAAGAAAGUGAACAACAUAGAGACAAGCUGGGCCUUGGGUGCCACCUUUCACCUGCUGCAGUCUCUGGGCCUCUCCCACUGAGCCAGCACCCCCUGCAGAACAUUGGCCUUUCCAGAAGGAAGAGAGGGCAAGUUCAAAUUUCUAACUGCAUAGCUCAGCAGGAGUCAGUCCUUCAGCAAAACAUGGAUCGAAGCCAUGGAAUCAAUUCCUCAAGGACUA
Molecule: messenger RNA, 1773 nt
Organism: Trachemys scripta elegans
Lineage: Eukaryota; Metazoa; Chordata; Testudines; Emydidae
Gene: ENTPD5
Product: ectonucleoside triphosphate diphosphohydrolase 5 (inactive)
Exons: 15
Coding region: 349-1635 (428 amino acids)
Biological process (GO): nucleoside diphosphate catabolic process
Cellular component (GO): membrane
Molecular function (GO): GDP phosphatase activity; UDP phosphatase activity
Source: RefSeq, a predicted model, not a curated record